AUGGCACGUGUUCGAUGUUGUACAGAUUUAGAUAAAACUGUUUUAACACAAAAUUUUGAUAAACGCUCUUGGAUUACUAUAAGUCCUGAUGAAGAUUGGAAUUUUUAUUGGGCAUCAGUUACUACUGUUCGUUCAAUAUUCAAUCCUGCAAAUGAUCAUCCUCGUUUAACUGAUAAUCAAGUUAUUAAUCAUUUUCCAAAUCAUUAUGAAUUAACAAGAAAAGAUUUAAUGGUUAAAAAUAUUAAACGAUAUCGUCGAGAACUUGAAAAAGAUGGAAAUUUGAUUGCUGAAAAAGAUGAUUUUGGAACACAUAAAUAUCUUGAUUUCAUUCCAGUGACUUAUAUGAUGCCAGCUGAUUAUAAUUUAUUUGCUGAUGAUUUUCGACGAGAUCCUAAUCAUACAUGGAUUAUGAAACCGGCUGCUCGAGCACAAGGUAAAGGUAUUUUUUUAAUAAAUAAAAUGUCACAAAUAAAAAAAUGGUCACGUGAUGGAAAAUCGAUACCAGCAACUGCACCAACUCGAGAAACUUAUGUUAUAUCAAAAUAUAUAGAUAAUCCACUUUUAAUUGGUGGAAAAAAAUUUGAUUUACGUUUAUAUGUUCUUGUUACAUCAUUUAAACCAUUGAAAUGUUAUUUAUUUCGACUUGGUUUUGGUCGAUUUUGUACAGUUAAAUAUAUUUCAUCAUCAAAUGAUAUUGAUAAUAUGUUUGUUCAUUUGACCAAUGUUUCUUAUCAAAAACAAAGUGAAGAUUAUAAUUCCAUACAUGGAGGUAAAUGGUCGAUUGAUAAUUUAAGAUUAUAUCUUGAAGGAACACGUGGAAAAAAACUUACUGAUCGUUUAUUUGAUGAAAUGUGUUGGAUUAUUGUUCAUUCAUUACGUGCAGCAUCUGCUGUUAUUACCAGCGAUAGACAUUGUUUUGAAUGUUAUGGAUACGAUAUUAUUAUCGAUGAUAAUCUCAAACCUUGGCUUAUUGAAGUUAAUGCAUCACCUUCACUUACGUCGACAACAGCCAAUGAUCGUAUUAUGAAAUUUAAACUUAUAAACGAUGUUCUCAAUAUAGUUGUACCCAAUGGUGAUAUUCCUGAUAUACGAAAUAAAUUUACAAAUACAACACCUGAAGUUCUCGGUAAUUUCGAUGUACUCUAUGAUGAAGAUCAAGCAUGUUGUGAGUUAAAUGAUAAAGAUUAUCGUGAACAAAAAGCUCGUGGUGGUAUUGUACCAUUAGUAUCAAAAACUGGUAUCGCACUUGGAAAAGCAAAACAGGCAUCUGCAUGGAGAUAA
Messenger RNA from Rotaria sp. Silwood2, 1281 nucleotides. NCBI's taxonomy places the organism in Eukaryota, Metazoa, Rotifera, Eurotatoria, Philodinida, Philodinidae. The record is from the annotation of a GenBank genome assembly.